AUGGCGUUGGUAUCCCCUUCAGGCGGGUACUCCUUUACAAAUUCUGCUCUUUCAGUUCACAGUCGAGAGCAAAAUCAAUAUAGGGGAGAGAAGUGUGUUUUGCAUUUUCUUGAUGGUGCUCCAGUGUACGGCCUUGCUUGGUGCAGAGGAUAUGUUUCCAUCCCAGAUUGUCUAAAUUGUUUCAACAAUGGUGUAGCUCAGCUAAACAGAUGUGGGGUUGCUAAUGGUGCUCAUGGUUUUUACAAUAAGUGCGAUGCAUGGGAUCUACAUGAGAGUUCAACGUAUCUGAAUUUAAUCGAUGAGAAACUAGAUCCUAGUGAAUAUGCAGUAGAACAUGCUAUGGAGAUCAUCAAGAUAGCAUUGAUGUGCACUCAACCACCAUCAACUAGACCUGCAAUGUCUGAAGUGGUUAUGCUUUUAAGUGAAAAAUCUCUUCAAGAAAUUUUGUUAUACAAACAACCAGUAUAUCAUAGUCAAGUUCUCCUCAAGAAUAUUGAGAUAUGUCGUUUAUAUGAUCUUGAUAGUGUGAGUGAAAAUGUUAUGAAGAUUGAUGUGAUGCAUCACUAG
Messenger RNA from Lactuca virosa, 567 nucleotides. The record is from the annotation of a GenBank genome assembly. NCBI's taxonomy places the organism in Eukaryota, Viridiplantae, Streptophyta, Magnoliopsida, Asterales, Asteraceae.